Populus euphratica (Euphrates poplar) is the source of this 3843-nucleotide messenger RNA. Its product is annotated as TMV resistance protein N-like. Gene Ontology annotation, molecular function: ADP binding. The record is from RefSeq and is a predicted model, not a curated record. Gene Ontology annotation, biological process: defense response; signal transduction. Lineage: Eukaryota; Viridiplantae; Streptophyta; Magnoliopsida; Malpighiales; Salicaceae. The transcript is spliced from 7 exons. Bases 160 to 2961 code for a protein of 933 amino acids.
GUUCUGAGUCUGAGACAUCAAACUAAGGCAGCAGGAAGCCGUAUUGAUCAGCUAACAUCUCUCUCUGAUUGCUACAAUUUCAUAGCUGCUGGAAUUCAACCAACCCUUUCGUUAUAUAGAGGUUCAUACACAUCAUUGACAGGUUUCUUCUAUUUUAGAAUGCGGAAAGAAAAACGUAAACAAUCCAAAGAUGAAGAAAACGAUUCAUCCUCGCGAAAGAGAAGAAAAGCAGAUCUCAGAAAACCUGUCAGUUUUGUCUCCACAGCUGCCAUGACAGAGCCAGAGUCUUCUCGAUCUAGACCAAAAGGGGCCUAUGAUGUGUUUUUGAGUUUUAGAGGAGAAGAUAAUCGCAAGAAUUUUACAGAUCAUUUAUAUACUGCCUUAGUCCAAGCAGGAAUCCACACUUUUCGAGAUCAUAAUGAAAUUCCUAGAGGUGAAGAAAUCUCCAAACAUCUCCUCAAGGCAAUUCAAGAAUCAAAGAUAUAUAUAGUGGUGUUCUCAAAAGGAUAUGCUUCUUCUAGAUGGUGUCUUAAUGAACUAGUAGAGAUUCUUGAGUGCAAAAAGAGGAAAACCGGUCAGAUUAUUCUUCCUGUAUUCUAUGACAUUCAUCCUUCAGAAGUGAGAAAACAGACCGGCAGUUUUGCAAAAGCAUUUGAUAGACAUGAAGAACGUUUUAAAAAGAAGGUGAAGGAAUGGAGAAAAGCUCUUGAGGAAGCCGGAAAUCUAAGUGGAUGGAAUCUCAAUGAUAUGGAAAAUGGGUACGAAUCAAAAUUUAUCCAAGACAUCAUCAAGGAUGUGUUGAAUAAAUUGGAUCCCAAGUACAUAAAUGUUGCUACUAACCUGGUAGGUAUUGAUCGCCUCGUCCAUACUAUUAGCGACUUCCUAAGUACUGCAACAGAUGAGGUUUGCAUUGUGGGCAUACAUGGGAUGCCAGGAAUAGGAAAGACGACCAUAGCAAAAGUUUUAUUUAAUCAACUCUGCUAUGGAUUCGAGGGACGCUGUUUUCUUUCAAAUAUCAAUGAUACAUCAGAACAAUCUAAUGGUGUUGUUCUUUUACAAGAACAACUUCUUCGUGAUAUCUUAAAACAAAAUGGUGCUAACAUCGAUAAUGUUGAUAGAGGAAUGGUUCUGAUCAAAGAAGGACUUUGUCACAAAAGAGUUCUAGUUGUUCUUGAUGAUGUGGCUCAUCAGAAACAACUAAAUGCUAUGAUGGGAGAGCGAAGUUGGUUUGGUCCCGGAAGUAGAGUAAUAAUUACAACUAAAGAUGCACGCUUGCUUCUUAAAGUGGAUCGAACAUAUCAGGUAGAAGAAUUGAAACGAGAUGCGUCCCUUCAGCUUUUCAGUUGGCAUGCCUUCAGGGACACCAAGCCAGCAAAAGAUUAUGUUGAGGUUUCGAAUGAUGUAGUUGAUUACUGUGGAGGGCUUCCUUUAGCCCUUGAGGUUUUAGGUUCUUGUUUGUCCGGGAAAAACAAAUCUAGGUGGAAAUGUGUAAUUGACAAAUUGAGAAAAAUUCCAAACCGUGAUAUUCAGGAAAAACUUCGAAUAAGUUUUGACAAACUGGAUGACCAUAAACUAAAAAAUACAUUUCUUGACAUUGCAUGUUUUUUUAUUGGUAGAAAUAAAGAAUAUGUAGCAAAUGUACUAGAGGUUCGUUGUGGAUAUCAUCCAGAAGAUGAUUUGGGAACUCUCAGUGAAAGGUCUCUGAUUAAAGUUAAUGCUUCUGGAAAGAUAAGCAUGCAUGAUCUAUUACGAGACAUGGGAAGGGAGAUUGUUCAUAAAGAGUCACCUAACCACCCUGGAAAACGCAGCCGAAUUUGGCAAUGUGAGGAUGCAUGGAAUGUACUCAGCAAACAGAAGGGAACGAAUGCUGUAGAGGGUAUAGUGCUGGAUGUGAGAUCAUCAGAAGAUAAAUCAGUGAGCACAAGAUCAUUUAAAAAGAUGAGAUGCUUGAAGUUACUGCAAAUUAAUGGAGUACAUUUGACUGGACCCUUCACACUGCUUUCUGAAGAGUUGAUAUGGAUUUGUUGGCUUGAGUGCCCUUUGAAAUAUUUUCCAUCCAAUUUGACUUUGGACAACGUAGUUGUUCUUGAUAUGCAAUAUAGUAACAUCAAAGAACUAUGGAACCAAAAAAAGAUUCUCAACAAGCUGAGAAUCCUUAAUCUCAGUUAUUCAAAGCAGCUUGUUAAAACACCAAACUUGCACAGUUCCAGUUUAGAGAAACUAAUGCUUGAAGGUUGCUCGAGUUUAGUUGAGUUGCAUCAAUCUGUUGGACAUUUAAAGAGCCUUGUUUUCUUGAAUAUGAAGGGAUGUUGGAGGCUAAAGAUUCUUCCUGAAAGUAUUUGUGAUGUAAAGUCUCUUGAAAGCUUGAAUAUUUCUGGGUGUUCACAACUUAAAAAGUUGCCGGAGCGCAUGGGUGAUAUUGAGUCCUUUACUCAGCUGUUUGCAGAUGGAAUAGAGAAUGAGCAAUUUUUAGCUUCAAUUGAACAUUUAAAGUAUGUAAGGAAGUUGUCAUUGUGCGGAUACAAUUUCAAUCUGGACUCACCAUCAGCUACAUCCUGGCCUUCACCAAUUUCAUCUUGGAUAUCAGCGAGUAUUCCAAAUUGGGAAACUUUGCUGCCAACUUCCUUCACUGGUUGGAAAUUAUUGAGAAAACUAAGACUUGCUUAUUAUGGUUUGUCUGAACGCGCAACUAAUUCUGUUGAUUUUGGUUGUUUGUCCUCUCUCGUAGAAUUGAAUCUAUCAGGAAACAAUUUCUUCAGUCUGCCUUCUGGCAUCGGGGUCCUUCCUAAGCUGCGAGUAUUGAGAGUGUCGUAUUGCGGCAAACUUGAAUCAAUCUCAGAGCUUCCCUCAAAUUUAAAAUUCUUGGAUGCAAUCGGUUGCACAUCAAUGGAAAGAGUAAGACUGCCAGUCCUGUCAAAAAAAAAAAUGAAAAUCUGUCUCUAUAUAGGUGUUCAAAUUUAGUAGAGAUUCAGGGCAUGGAAGGUCUACGUAGUCAUGGCUGGAUUAUUUCCUCUGAUACCGCCUGCGAUUUAUCAAAUAAUAAGAAGAAGAGUGUUGUUGAGGCAUUGUGCAAUGGUGGUUAUGGAUAUCAUAUUCGCUCCUAUGAUGCCAAAUUGGUUAUGGGAAUCUAUUAUAAUAAGUUGCCAAAGGGGUUCACCUACCAUGGAGAAGGAUGUUCAUUAUCAUUUCAUACACCUCCAGUUUUCCAAGGGUUGAUUUUUUGGGCUUUCAGUACAAGGAUUUUUUUGAGUAGUAGCCAUACAAUCAAUGCUAUUAUUAAAAAAAAGAGCAACGGUAUUCAAUUGUUUGAAGCUACACAAGUAGUCGGACUCUAUUCCCCUAUUAGCUGGAUGGGAUACAUAAGUUUAAGUGAGAUGGCAAUGGAAGAAUGUUGUGGGCACGAAGAGUUGGAAUUGUAUGUGAAUUUGGGUGGCGAAGACAUUAAUGUGAAACAAUGUGGGAUCCAAGUUAUAGUAGAUUUGGAUUCAUUUGAAGAGGCAGAGUGGGAUCAUGGCAUUGGAAACCAAGAGUUAGAAGUUGGAAGUGAUGGAGUAGUACCUUCACCACCAAAUCAUCUGCUUCAUCAUCCCCUUUAUGGUUCAGUAGCAUUUAAUACAAUUGAACAGUGGAAAGAUUAUUUAUUUAGGAAGAGUAUUUAUCCACUUCGUGCAGGAACGUUAACCUGAGCUCAAUUAGUCGAAGGAUUUCUUUGUGAGAGUUCCGUCCUUUAUGCCCUCCUAGGUCUGAUGAUAUUAUCGCCUUGUUGUAUAAAAUUAGUAAGUAAAUAAAGCAUUUUAUUUUUUAGUUAGGAAAAUGAUUGAAACAUUGGACUUUGAUUGCUUG